AACUCUUCAGAAAGUAUCUAUGAUGACUAUAGCACUGUCUUUUUGCAGUGGCCCGAAAUGACAACAGAACAAUUGUUUCUCGGUGAUGAAGGUCGUGAAAGAUCAACUAAGAAAACGGAUAGAGUUUGGAACACAGACCUUUUAUCACACAGCUUCAAGAGUGACACCACAGAGCAACAUGCGAAUCCCAAGGAAUUGGACUCUUUUCUAAACAUCGUCACUUGGCCCAUUGGUGGUGCUGAUCACUCAAGUAUGACAUUACUCACAGAGGGCGUACAGAUUAAAGAGGUCAAAACAUCUUCUACACCAUUGGAGGAAAGUGUUUAUUGGGAGUCGCCAUCAUGGGUUGAUAAUAUGGUCUUUAAUUCCACGAGUACAACAUGUUCCAAUAUCAGUUCAACAUUCUCAACACCAUUUUCUCCCAAGUUCUUACACUCUCAGGGCUCUACAUUACAGAGGUCCCCAAUAGGGGAGUCUCCGAAGUCUGACAUGGAUAUUACUCAAGCACAGAAAAUUAUUGAAGAAGGAUCUUUGCUUGAUCAAGACCGAAUAGCGAGAGUUUCGAAGCGUGUCGUUGACGUUACAGAAGGCGAAGCCGAUGCAAGCGUUCACCUCAAAGACUCUGCUUCAGAUAAAGCUUUAAUUUCCCCAGAAAAAGCUGGCUCUUUGGGGAGGGAUAAAUUGAUAAAGCAAAAUGCAACUAGAAAGCAAAGGGUAUACAAAUCUACAUUAUCGAAUACUUAUGGAGACCAUCAGAGCCAUGUACCUAUCGUGCCUCAAUUAAAGGGAAACAAAGCCAUCUGGAACAAGAUUGAAGAGAAGAAGAAGAAAGGGUAUUAUAAGUGUGGACAUUGUGACUCUACAUUUACCUCGAUGAUGACCCUCGCAGAGCAUAUUGACGAGGAAAAGAUUAAACGUCCCUACAGAUGCCCCUUUAAUGAUUGCCCAUGGUCCAUCCUUGGCCUUCCUCGACGUGCUGAAGUUCGCAGACAUUGUGCGGCACAACAUUCUACUUUAAUUGAUCCCACAAAGCUGAUACCGGAUGCUUCUCCAAAAGAGCCACUUGAAUUUACAGAAGCUGAAAGCUAUCAAUGCUCUAGUGCGUUGUGUCAAAAAUGCUUCAAAAGACGUGAUGCUAGAUUAAGGCACGAGAAACUGGUUCACAAUAACCCUCAAUCGCGGUUCAACAAAAGAUUACAUGGACUAAGGGUGAAGUACAAUACUGAUGAUGUCGUGGAGCUGGCACAGUUAAUCGAGAAGCUCAAAUGA
This is a messenger RNA of Williopsis jadinii, 1269 nucleotides long. It is a transcript of the gene RME1, whose product is annotated as Rme1p. The transcript has a single exon. NCBI's taxonomy places the organism in Eukaryota, Fungi, Ascomycota, Saccharomycetes, Phaffomycetales, Wickerhamomycetaceae. The record is from RefSeq and is a predicted model, not a curated record. The coding region runs from base 58 to 1269 and encodes 403 amino acids.